UCUAUUCCCGGUUACACUUUCUGCGACUACAGUGAGCAGUCCGGUAUUAUAUGUCGAUGGUUACACUAUUCUGCCUCGCGCAGAAUUUGUAGUUUAAGGUGGUCGGGGCCUUCGCGAAGAUGGCUGCUUUAAUACCAAAAAAUACUUUUGCUGUCGCAAAGAGACAAUCAAUAUGUGCUACUGGAGUAGCUGUGCAGGUUUGUUACUACUCGGAUACACCCAGGAUCAUAAAGAACCCAACUACUGCAAGCUUGAAAAGAGGUACUGGUGGCCGUAGCAGUUAUAAUGGAAUUACAUGUACUAUAUUCGGCAAUACCGGCUUUCUGGGCAGAUAUGUUAUCAAUCGACUGGGAAAGAUUGGAACUCAGUUGAUAUUGCCAACUCGUGGCGAUAUGUAUGAUUCCAUGCCUUACAAGGUAGCUGGUGAUCUUGGGCAGAUUCUUUUCCAUCCCUUCGAUCUGCGUGACGAAGAGUCAAUUCGUCGUUGUGUUAAAUAUAGUAAUGUAGUGAUCAAUCUAAUAGGACGUGACUGGGAAACCAAAAACUUCACUUUCAAUGAUGUCCACAUCGAGGGUGCCAGGACUCUUGCUCGGAUUGCAAAAGAGAGUGGCGUUGAGCGCUUUAUACAUGUAUCUUCAGCAGGUGCCAAUCCUAAUCCAACGCCAAUGCUGCUCAAGAAUGGUUCCCAAUUCAUGAAAACCAAAUGGUAUGGAGAGCAGGCUGUCAAAGAAGAGUUUCCUGAGGCUACUAUUGUAAGACCUGGAACAAUUUUUGGUCAAGAAGACAGAUUCUUUAAGUGUUUUGGUCAUUCAUGGAGGACACUAUUUCAGAGUAUUCCUAUCUGGAAAAAGGGGGAAGCUACCGAAAAGCAACCACUCUGGGCUGGCGACGUUGCUGCUGGUAUCACUGCACUCGUCAACGAUCCCAAUACUAUUGGCAAGACCUAUCAAUUUUUAGGACCUAAACGUUACAAGCUUUCUGAAAUUGUUGACUAUUUAUUCCGCAUCAUGAGAAAAACUCCGGAUUUAGGAUUCGCCCGUACAGAUGUCGAAACCUCGUAUUUCUUCCAGUUAAAGGUUACCAUUAACGAGAAAAUCAGCCCAGCAUGGCCAAUGGCUUAUUUACAUUGGGAAGGUCUAGAGAAAGAAGCAACGAGUGACAAAUACGUGAAAGGUAUGCCUGGCCUAGAGGACUUGGGUGUGAAUCCAAUCGAAAUGGAAACCCAAGCAGACUGGGAAAUGUUUCUCCACAAAAGUAACCGUCAUUACAAAGAGAGUCUUGGAGAAUUCGACAAACCAGCUCUGCCAAAAACAAUUCCCAUCUUUUAAGAAUGGUGAAAUUAGUGUACAGUAAUGAGAAAAUACACGGUUAUCAGUAGCAGAAACGAGAAGUUAGUGAUUACGAGUACCUUCCUGACCUUGAAGGAAACGACGGUUACAGCGUAAGAUCAUAGUGAACAAGAAUAUGUCAAGCAAUCACCGCUAUUGAAAUAUUGUAAUAAACUCCACAAGAAACAAACACUCAAUAAACUUGUAAAAUAUUCAUUGUUAAUGAAAGCUUUUCACGGAAGUU
This is a messenger RNA of Cephus cinctus (wheat stem sawfly), 1572 nucleotides long. It is a transcript of the gene ND-39, whose product is annotated as NADH dehydrogenase [ubiquinone] 1 alpha subcomplex subunit 9, mitochondrial. Gene Ontology annotation, cellular component: mitochondrion. Gene Ontology annotation, molecular function: protein-containing complex binding. The record is from RefSeq and is a predicted model, not a curated record. The transcript is spliced from 7 exons. Bases 120 to 1328 code for a protein of 402 amino acids. NCBI's taxonomy places the organism in Eukaryota, Metazoa, Arthropoda, Insecta, Hymenoptera, Cephidae.